Molecule: messenger RNA, 907 nt
Organism: Marchantia polymorpha subsp. ruderalis
Lineage: Eukaryota; Viridiplantae; Streptophyta; Marchantiopsida; Marchantiales; Marchantiaceae
Source: the annotation of a GenBank genome assembly
ACGAGACAAGAAUCUUCAUGGACGCAAUCCAUGACAAAUGCUGAAGAUUCGUCCACAGACUGUGCUGUGGGAUGAUUCCACAUGGCGACAGGAGGAACCUCGAAGCUUAUCUGCGUGGCUGGUCACGCUGCUGGUUGGUUCGUUCUGUGGGUUGCUGCCAUGAGCUUGCACUGCUUCUGUCGACUGCGUUUGCGGUUGAGCGAAAGGCUGAAUGAUGUUAGAGAGGCGCUUUUCCUCUCCAUCGGCGUAGGAAGAGGGUAGCAGUGGUUGCGUCCCUCGUUGUGUCCUGCUGAUCGCAGCGCGUGGAGAGUGAGACUUCUUCCUGAAAUCAUCGCGCUUCAGGCUACUUCAGAGGAGCGAGGUGGUCUGAGUGCAGACUAUGGAAAUCCGGCGUUGAAUAUCAUAUCGGGAUUUUAUCUCCCAAUCACGGCUACAGAUCUUCCAAUUCCAAGGAGUAAACAGUCAUGUCUCUCUUGGAAUCGUUCAGUGGAACAAGUAAUGAAUCAAAACCUUGGAGUGGUUUGUUAACUCCAGUGGCAGGGUAUUGGGACGAAAAGAAACGCAAGAAAUCAUCACCCAAGUUUGGUCUCUUCAAAGAUGAGAAGCAGUCGAAGAUUGUGUGGCCAAAUUUUGGCCCAGGUGGUGCUAUUGGAAUAGGUUGCGGAGCAGGCGUAGGGAUUGGAAUCACUGGAGGGGCAGGUGUGGGAGCUGUACCUUGGAAUGCGCUUAGGAUAGUAUUAGGGGUGGGAUUCGGUUGUGGUGUGGGUUUAGGAUAUGGUUAUGGCCAAGGAUAUGGUGUGCUAUGGGACAGACGGCCAAAGAAAAACAGUGCUCAAAGUAAACGAGUUGUUAUCGAAAUAUAAUCCUAACCUGAUGUUUCCACUCUCUUUCAUUCAAGUCUAUGUGC